Xiphias gladius (swordfish) is the source of this 7223-nucleotide messenger RNA. It is a transcript of the gene slc27a4, whose product is annotated as solute carrier family 27 member 4. The record is from RefSeq and is a predicted model, not a curated record. Gene Ontology annotation, molecular function: long-chain fatty acid-CoA ligase activity; long-chain fatty acid transmembrane transporter activity. NCBI's taxonomy places the organism in Eukaryota, Metazoa, Chordata, Actinopteri, Istiophoriformes, Xiphiidae. Gene Ontology annotation, cellular component: plasma membrane; endoplasmic reticulum membrane; microvillus. The transcript is spliced from 14 exons. Gene Ontology annotation, biological process: long-chain fatty acid import into cell; very long-chain fatty acid catabolic process; medium-chain fatty acid transport. The coding region runs from base 477 to 2408 and encodes 643 amino acids.
CCCGUCCGUCAGCGCUUCAUCCUGAUACACUGAUGGGACGCUGACGGUGGUGGGCGGGCGCAGCUAAGAAAAUUAUAAGGUCAUUUGAAUUACGCUCGCUAGCGAGGUUAUCGGCUACAAUGAACCCAGGAAUGAUAUCAGGGAUCGUGACAAUGAACGGAUGAUGAUCGCGGGGUCAAAGUCGACGCGCACAGCCAGGCGAAUUUGACUCCCGACCCACGAGGGGGGAGAGGAGCGGCGGCGGCGGCUCAUUGUGGUAUUAACAACAGGAGGGGAUCCCGGUGCGUGUGUGUGUGUGUGUCUCUGUGAGUUUUCUCUGAGCCUCUGUCAAGCCAAGCGAGCGGCGGUGAGGAUCAGAAGGGGGGGGUGACCAGGCUAGCCUAUAAGCCGAUCAAGGUGGAACCGCUACACAACGAGUUUCACGUCCGGGAUUUCUUCGCACCUACAUGCUGUGACGGUGUGAGCGGAGUGCGAGGAUGAUGCGUCUAGCGUGUUGCACAGCCCUGCUGUUCGUGUUGAGGCUGCUGGUGGGCUUGCCUUGGUACCAGGUUCUCCCGGCCAUCCUGAUCUUCUACCUGGGCAGCGGAGGAUGGAGGUUCCUGCAGAUUUGUGCCAAAACAGUUGGCAGAGACUUACAUGCAGCAGGUGUGUUAUUGCGGGUGAAGAUGAAUGUCAGACGCCACCUCAGAGAGAAGAACACAAUUCCCAAGAUCUUUGCUGAAACAGUGCAGCGCCACAGGGACAAAACGGCACUCAUCUUCGAGGGGACGGGGGAGAGGUGGACCUUCCGACAGUUAGACGAGUACUCCAAUAGAGUGGCCAACCUGCUGCUGGAACGGGGUUUAAAGGAGGGCGAUGUGGUGGCCAUUUUCAUGGAAAACAGGUCCCAGUACGUGGGCCUCUGGCUGGGCAUGGCCAAGAUCGGUGUAGAGGCAGCUCUCAUCAACUUCAAUUUGAGACUGGAGGCCUUGGUCCACUGUGUCACCAUCUCCAAUGCCAAGGCCGUGGUAUUUGGCUCAGAGUUGACUGAUGCUGUUUCCGAGGUCCACAGUUCAAUGGGGAAGGCAGUGCAGAUGUUCUGCUCUGGAGACUGGGACCCCAAACGAGUCCCACAGGGAACCGAGUGCCUAGAACCCCUGCUGGCUGGUGCCCCGUCUCACUUACCCAGCCAGCCGCAACGCUGCUUCACAGAUCGCCUGUUCUACAUCUACACGUCAGGAACAACUGGGAUGCCUAAAGCUGCUAUUGUUGUGCACAGCAGGUACUACCGAAUGGCAGCUUUGGUAUAUUACGGCUUUAGGAUGACAUCAGAUGAUGUGCUGUAUGACUGCCUUCCACUCUACCACUCUGCAGGAAACAUUGUGGGAGUGGGGCAGUGUAUAAUACAUGGCAUGACUGUAGUCAUCAGAAAGAAGUUCUCCGCCUCGCGUUUCUGGGACGACUGUGUCAAAUACAACUGCACUAUUGUGCAGUACAUAGGUGAGAUCUGCCGAUACCUGCUGAACCAACCAAUUCGGGACAUGGAGCGGCAACAUCGGGUGCGCAUGGCACUUGGCAACGGCCUUCGCCAGUCCAUAUGGGAGGAGUUCAUGAACCGCUUCAAUAUCCCGCAGAUUGCAGAGUUCUAUGGAGCUACAGAGUGCAACUGCAGCCUGGGCAACUUCAAUAACACGGUUGGAGCGUGUGGCUUCAACAGUCAGAUUCUACCCUUCAUCUACCCCAUCAGACUGGUGAGGGUUGAUGAAGAGACCAUGGAGCUCAUCAGGGGACCUGAUGGCAUCUGCAUUCCCUGUAAACCUGGUGAGCCUGGCCAGCUAGUAGGCAGGAUCAUUCAGAACGACCCUCUUCGGAGGUUUGAUGGCUAUGUCAACCAGUCAGCAACCAGCAAGAAGAUAGCUCAUAAUGUCUUCAAGAAGGGAGACAGCGCCUAUCUUUCUGGUGAUGUGUUGAUCAUGGAUGAGUACGGCCACAUGUACUUCAAGGACCGGACAGGAGACACUUUCCGCUGGAAAGGAGAGAACGUCUCUACGACCGAGGUGGAGGGAACGCUCAGCAGGCUGCUAGACAUGAAAGAUGUAGUUGUGUAUGGAGUGGAAGUACCAGGAGCAGAGGGAAAGGCUGGAAUGGCAGCCAUCGCUGAUCCAUCUCACUCCACUGACCUGGAGACGUUUGUGAAGGACAUGGAGAAGGCUCUCCCUCCAUACGCCAGACCUGUAUUCCUUCGCUUCCUUCCAGAGGUCAACAAGACAGGAACAUUUAAGUUUCAGAAGACAGAGUUGCGUAGGGAUGGCUUUGACCCCAGUGCAGUGUCGGACAGACUCUACUUCCUAGAUUCCAGCAGAGGGCGCUUUGUGCAGCUGGACGAGGAGCUUUACCACUCCAUACUGUCAGGAAAACACAAAUUGUGAUGACUAGGCUGACCACUACAUUUACAUAUGUACACACAGACACACACACACACACACACAUAUACAGAUACCCAACAGAAGACAAUAUUUCAUGAGCAGGAUAGCAGAAUGCUGAACCUUGUCCCCAUAUACACACACAAAAAUACAUAAUACAAUAAUAGCCAUACACAUUCCGUGCACCCAGAGUCAAAUGCUAACACAUUUACACAUACACACGUAAAUGUUUUAUUCCCAAACCCACUCUGCUCUUUGAUCCCUGAAAACAGACUUAUGAAUGACUGACACACACACACACACACACACACAAACAGGACCACUCCAUCCAUCCCUCCUGAAAUCUCGGCAACUCCUCUCGCUACCUCAGCAAACACAGAGAGAGGCACAAACCCAGUAAUCAGGUCUAUUUGGUAACUUGAAACCACUCUUCAUAGCCGCACAAUCCCAGUGCACACAGCCCUCAAACAAACCCCUGCCAGUUCAUCAUGGUCUAUCAAACCAGAUGUUAUAAUGGUGGACACCACUUGGGGGGGGGGGGAGUACAGGCUGCCUAGCACCCAGAAUGCAAAAACUUGAAACUCCAGAUAACCACAAACUUGAUGGAUGAUAAAGAAGAACAUGGACCCAGUACAUACAAUGUGUGGCACGGCACGAAGGGACCUAUGAGGACCUAAACUGUCUCUCUGAUCGUUAGCAAGAUUGUUUUGUGAAAGACUGGAGCCUCUAUCGUUGACUUCACCUGCACAAUUAGCCAGCAGUGACAAACCUCUGUGACAACUACACCUUUCCUGUAUCUGAAGUUAACUUUAUCUAAGUCUUUCCUUGAACUCUCUGGUCUCCUUUUCUUCAUUUCCACCCUUACUCUACAGAGCUUGUGAUGAAAAUGAUGAAAGGACAUCAAGGGGGUUUUUUUUGAGGGGGGGGGGGGGUUAAAGGGAGCAUAUAAAGAUGGGAAGGAUUUUGGAGAGCCUUUGACGUGUAACCAAUGGUUACAGGAGUUAAAUUAGACCAGUGGUUGAAGCUGAAAGUUUUACUGAAGUGCAAUAGGGCCCCCGCGUUGGCAGUGCAAUAAUCAGCCGCACCACAUGAAAGCUGAUAUAAAACAAAGCUUUGUAUUUAAAUAUGUCUGCAUUACACCAAAAAUAUUUAAGUUGUAGUUUUUGUUUACAUAAAUAAGAGAAUAUGAGAGUUUUAGUGAUUUAUGUUGUUCUAAAAGCUUUCUCUUUUGUUGUAGUGCAAAUGUAUCAGGUUUUUUCUGCUAUAUCUGUCUACAAAUCCGUGCUUCAGUAGCUCUUGGAGUCCUCAUAAAUUAAGCUCCAGUAUGCAUUUUAUAUCAGCUGCUAGAACAAAAAGUAAAGUGAUCUGACUGAUUCAACCCUGGGCUAAAUAAAUGGGGCUAUUUCCAUACACAGCACUGUUCACUUGUGGCACAGCACUGUGGCUGUAUUGUGCAGGUUUUGUCAUGAACGGUAGACUUUGCCUAUCGUAGGGUUGCGUGUAUAUUCCUCUGAAACCUAUAAAGAGGACUUGACUGAAGAGAGAAAAGCACCGAAUCCCCUCGUCAGCGAGGACUUGCUUUUUCAACAAUGUGCUGAUGCUACAGAGGGAUGUCCUGCCACAGUCAGGAGAGCCGAACGAUCCAAAGAUUCAAAAUGGAAAUGGAGCGGUAGAAGAGAGAAUGCGUUUUGUCAUCGAUGUCUUGUCUGUUGUUUGCAGUCGUAGGGGUUGUAGCAGCAUGAAUGAGCAUCGUGAACCACAAGCAGAGCACUGUGCCUUACUGUGGGUUCACCUCCCAGAUUCACAGGCCCUGGCCCACACAUAGCAUCUCACAUGGUUCCCUGUGUUGGACUUUUACCUUCACUCUUCUCAUUCAGCUUCUAUCCACCAUAACCUCAUUUGUCUGUGUCCACGUUCCCUGUCAUAGUGGCCUCACAAAGCCGGCCCAAAUCUUGGGAGCUCAGAUUUUACUCGUAAAAUCAUCCCCUAAGAAACAGAGGCAGCCCGGCAGCUGACAUCUUCAUCCUGCCAGGUGCAGGACAAGUUUGCGUUUAUGUCUCAAUGGACAAGAGUCCAAAUGUUGUGAGGCUGCUGUCUGUCAUAGCAUUCCCGAGGACUCUAUCCUCCUUACUUCCUUUCCCUCGGAUCUCUCAGCCCUGACUGUAACCUUAAUUUGUCUUUUAGCUGUCUUUGUUGGGCGUUUGUUUCUUGGGUUUUCUUUAAGAUGUCAUUCACUGUAGUUCCCAUUUGAUCAGCACUUUUACUUAAAGCCUUUAUCAUCUUCAUGCCAACCACCCCGGUCUUUUCCAUUAAACCGUCUCUUCCCUCUUCCCUCUAUCUUCUCUCUUUCUGACCGUGGCCCUCCAUCCCUUCGAGCAGGCACCUCUGUUUGAUCCUGGCUGUCUCUGUCAGGUACUAAGCCUCAUUCUCUGCCAUGUCUGCGUCAUCUUGCAGUGUUCAUGUUGAGUCAGACAAUGGUAAAAACAGCAGUUGAAUACAUUUCAAAUAUUUCCUAAUUGGAGUUCUUUAAAUGUUUGAUUUAGUAUAUUGGAGGGAUUUUUCUUUUGUCAACUUUUGAGAUUGUUCAGGAGGUUUGGUAACAUAAAGCUCCAGCUACACACUCAAAACACUUUUCAAGUAUCUUUUGCCGAUGUGUGUUGUGUAUAGUUUGCCAUUACCCUGUGACUUUUUCUUACCUUUGCAACUGACCAAAUCCUAAGUCACCUACAGUACAGCCAGGCAGGUUGUUGCCAACAUUUGAGGACUGGCUAUAAUUUAGAGGACUUACUAUUCUUAAGUUUUACUGUGGCAAUUCUUACGCUACUUUGUUUUCCGCAGACUGAUUCUCAAUAUGUUUCAAUGGCUUUCCUUAGUUUGUAAUUUGCACUGACUGAGACAGUUGACCAUGACAGCUGCAGUCUGCCAACUAUGUUUGUCAAAGUUUAUCUCACUCAUCAUUCCCCUGUUUUGGGAAAAAGACCAACAAAGCUGUUUGACAGAAAUGGAGAUUCAUCCCUGCUUCCUGUAGUCUUAGUUCAGAGAGUCUGUCUCCCUCUGACACAUGUAUUUUUUUUCUUUAAUGAUGAGUGUGAAAUGUUCUCAUGAAUGUCUGAAAAGCAAAUGAGUGACCAUUGAUGAUGAUUUUGUGAAGUGUGAUUUACGUAUCUAAGGGAACACACUUUGGCUGUUAUGAUGCUUCUGACUGAGGGUUGCACUUGUCAACGCUGACCACCAGGGGGCGCGUGACUAAACAGCCCCGCACCAGAGCACUCUGAAUAAGAUGUUUCCAUUUUUACUUUUUUUUAAAAAAAAAUGAGUUUAAAUUAUUAUUUUUGAAAAACUGUUAAUUAUACUUUGAUCGUUUAACUUUUGUAAUGUGUUUGCGCUUGUUUUUCUUUGCGUGAAAUUAUAGCUUUGUGACAUUGGUAUAAAAAAUGGGAUUCGUGCAUGAAUGAAGGACAAUCAAAUGGCAGGGUUUUGCUUUUGUUUUGUUUUUUGUUUUUUUGUUUUUUCAAUCUUUGGCACAAGAAACAAGUCGGGGAUCUACCUUCCUGGACGUAAAUGUUAACCAGGAGCCUGUUUGCCAUUUCUCAGAUAGGUCAAUGCAUAAAAACAGCCGAAGGCCCGCAGGGAGUGAGGGGUCUGUGGGACAGGGUGAAUCGAGGUUUUCAGUCACCCAUUUGACCAGAGGGGGGCGCUGUACCCCUGCCAUUGCUCUCUCUCAAGCAAGGGAGAGUCAAAGAGAGGCGCACAUACUGCAAGUGCCCAUACCAUGAAUUUAUUAUGCAGUCCUUGGAUUACUCAUGAAAGGACCUAAUGACUAAAAAUUGAAACUACUGUAGAUAGAAAUGUAUUGGUUUAAUCGAAACCUUUUAUGAUAUAUUUCAAAAUGUGGAUUUUUCCCCCUCCAAUUGUACACCAAAUUUAUAACAGAUUUAAAUGUUUCAAUUGGCUUGUGUGUGUAUUAUAAUCAGUUAUAAUCACUUCACUCGUUUUCUCUCGCUUGUCAAACAAGCUACCAUUUCCCAGGUCCUCUGCAUAUUUACUUUAUUGACAUUAUGACUUGACAGAUGAAACCCAUUUCAUGUCUGCCCCUGAGAUGUCUACACUGAAAUAGUAAAUUUAGUCAGUCUUUGGUGAUUGAUGUAUAUAUUGAUGUAUAAGUUUAUUCGGUUGAGCUUCAAAGUGAACAAUUUUGUGAGAAAGCCUCACAGGCAUCGAACUGCCACCAGCCUUCCCAGCUCACACUGAGAUCACUCAAAUUAACCAGAGUCUGAGUGUGAAUCACCUCACAAAAAAUGACUUGUGAUCAAAGAGCAAGUCACUUCUAAGGGCACAGUGAAGUUCACGAUCAUGUGAGGAUCAUCACACACAAGGCAGGCCACAGAUCACAAACCCUGACUGUAGACUUGUGUAUAUACAGUACGUUUGUGUUUGUCUUUCUCAUCUUACUGUCCCUCAUGCCUCUGAUCAAAAUGUCUCACCCUGCUUUUUGCACUUUUUUUUUUUUUUUUUGUCUUUUUCCUCCCUGUCCUGGUCCUCAGGAACAUCAGUGCUAGAGAAGGAAACAAGUUUGUACACAUCUGCCUGUGGGUGUGAAAGAUUUUAAUUUUAUCGUCUCAUUGCACAGGCGGCAGCUCUAAGCUUGUGCAGAGUGUGUAGGGGAGGUCUGUGAGGUGUGCUGUGUGUGUGAGACACACACACUGAUGUCCUCUUGUCCAAUGAAGGCUAGCUGUAUACAUCAUGCAUUUCAAGAAAAUGAGAUAAAAGCAGUGCUGCAAAUGGAAAAUCAUUAUUAAUAAAAACUAUUUAAAUUGUUCA